This is a messenger RNA of Lodderomyces elongisporus, 600 nucleotides long. RefSeq lists its product as uncharacterized. Bases 1 to 600 code for a protein of 199 amino acids. The record is from RefSeq and is a predicted model, not a curated record. Lineage: Eukaryota; Fungi; Ascomycota; Pichiomycetes; Serinales; Debaryomycetaceae. The transcript has a single exon.
AUGCUGUUGUUGAUAACACCAGCUAAUAAACCAUAUAAAAAUGUUAUCAAAGCAUACCCAUCUCAAUUGCUAUGUAACAAACAGAUUAACCAAACAAAACUUGUUAUACAACAAUUAGCUGAAGAUAAUUCUAGCAUUAAGGAUAUUGAUAGAGAAGAAAAGAACAAUCAAAGUGUUCACUAUGGCGAAAAUCCUAGUGAGAAGGUGGAAAUUAAAACAAAACAGAAUAAAGAUGCUUUAGUAAGUUCACUCGAUUCAUUGCAUCCUCAGCAUCACAAAUAUAAACAUCAAAUUUGUUGGAAGCAGGUUAAAGACUUGAUAAAACUGGUUCGCUCCAAAUAUAAUUGUGAUGAGAAUCAAGUUAUAAAGUGUAAGAAACAUUCUGACCAACUUGCCCAAUUUUUUUACAAGGGAAAACUCAAGAUCGGUAAUAAUGUACGUUUACUAGCAUCAUCAGACAAGAAUUCUUCACAUUUAAGCAAAAGCUCCUUUUCCAUUACACCAACAACGGAACCAACUUUUAGCAUCCUCCCAAUCUCUAUCACAACAGUACCUGUUAAACCUCUUGAGACAAUCGAUUAUACUACAAAAACAAUCUAG